This is a messenger RNA of Solenopsis invicta (red fire ant), 1484 nucleotides long. RefSeq lists its product as uncharacterized. The transcript has 4 exons. The record is from RefSeq and is a predicted model, not a curated record. Lineage: Eukaryota; Metazoa; Arthropoda; Insecta; Hymenoptera; Formicidae. The coding region runs from base 175 to 819 and encodes 214 amino acids.
CAUCAAAGCACAUGCAACGCCAUCUUGCACAGUCUGGCGCAAGUAUUGCACGCACCGUCGCGGCAAUUGCUGGCGCAAGUCUGUGGGAAGAGCGAGCGGCCCGGGAUUGCCGUCGCCGCCGCGCGGCUACUGUCAGUGAUUAGACGUGGCACGGUGCGGCCAAUACGACGUAUCAUGGCGCAGUGGAGGCAGGAGACGAUAUUGAAGCUGAUCGGUGCGUAUCGUGCCAGGCGGAUCCUUUGGGACCACAACGCGCCGGACUACACCGAUCGGAGCAAGAGAAUCUACGCGUGGAAGGAAAUCGCCGACGAGCUCGGAUGCGACGUGAUGACGGUGGAGAGGAAGCUGAAGAGCCUGAAGACCCAUUUCAUGUCGGUCCACAAAGCUUUCGCGAAACGCAGGCUCAAGGCGGAUCUGAAUCCUGGCUGCGACGUCAGGCCCAAGUGGUUCGCCUACGAGGCCUUGACUUUCCUGAAUAAAGGACGCUUGAUGCGAAUCAAUCGCGAGACGCCAAACGUGGAGAAACAGAAUCCCGCGCCCGUCUCUAAUUGGAAGUCGCAGGAGAUCUCGUCAGGCCGCGACGAAUUCACGGUUUUUGCCGAGCACGUCGCCAUUCGGCUGAAGAAUAUAAUAGACGCGCGUGCAAGACUCGUCGCACAGCAUCAGAUAAACAACAUCCUGUUCGAGGCCGAGAUGGGAAAGUAUAGUAUGCAGCAGCCCUUCGGAACGGACAAUCCGGAGAUAAUGGAGAACCUGGACGAGCCCUCGACGUCAAACGAGGAGAAAGUCAUAAUAAAUAAUAUUUCUCACGCGGUCUAAUCGGACCUUCCCCUUCCCUUCCCCCCUCGCAGGCGCGCGAUAAUCGCGUUGUGUUCCGAAAUCUUCAGCGAAUCGUUCGCUUUGCGUUCGCGCUUAUAUACCUACACGCCCGGCCCGUCCGAUUUUUACGGCGCGCGGUCGUUGACAACGGUACACAGUGAUCUCUCUCGUUACUUGUCGUAAAUAAUGCCGAACGAACGGCGAAGAAGGCCAUUGGUUUUAACGACGGGUCUUUCGAGGACCGCGAAAACGUUUUGGCAUGUCGCUGAAUUUGCUCCGCCAGACGUGGCUCUAUUUAUGUGCCUUCGGUUUUGCCCGGCAUGUGUUAUAUCCUUCGUCGUCACAAACCGCGAAAGCCGCGUUAAACACCAGCUUACGUAGAGCGCGGUUCAAUAUGCGCUGACAACGCGAAACGCAGAAAUCGGCGGUGCUGCGCUUUCAUUUUUUUCGCUCUCGUAUAUUCCGAGUACAUACAAGACGAGGUAGACGUAAACACCCACACGUACACGAACGCAUACACGGACACAUAUACAUACAAACAUCCACAUCGAUUCUCAUAUAUCGGGGAAUUGAAUCAAUUUCCGUCAAUUGUAUCUAAUUAUUUUACGAUAAUUGAGUCCGCCUUUUUCAUUUUGAGAAUUGAAUAAAUUAUAUAUAUAUACAUA